GGGGAGUUUAAAACCUGGUACGUGACUUAUUACUGUAUCUCGUAACAUAAAAAUAGCAGUGAACGUGGGACAAAAUAGUAAAAAUAAUAGUGCAAGGCAUUUCAAUGGAUCCAAUGUUUAAAAUUGACGCUUCUUUUUGUCAACACAUACUCGCAGCAUCGAGUCCGCUUCAUCCUAAUGCGCAUAAUGGAUUUGGACUUCUUUCAGGGACAUCGCUGUCGACUCCUGUUGUUUCCGGAAUCAUAGCUCUCCUCAAAUCGCUACACCCUAACUGGUCUCCUGUUGCACUGAGAUCAGCUUUGGUCACAACAGCUUGGAGGACAAGUCCAUCUGGAGAGCCUAUUUUUGCUGAAGGAUCAAACAAGAAGCUUGCAGAUCCAUUUGACUAUGGAGGUGGACUUGUAAACCCUGAAAAAGCUGCAAAACCGGAACUUGUCUACGAUAUGGAGAUAGAAGAUUAUAUCAGUUAUAUGUGUGCCGUGGGUUACAACGACUCCUCAAUCUCUCGUGUGCUCGGUAAAAAGAACAAGUGUCCAACUCCUGAGCCAUCAGUUCUUGAUAUAAACCUACCUUCAAUCGUCACAAUUCCAAAUCUUGAGAAAGAGGUCACACUCACAAAAACUGUAACCAAUGUUGGACCCAUCAAGUCAGUCUAUAAAGCCGUGAUCGAGUCUCCUCUUGGUAUAACUCUCACCGUGAAGCCGACCACACUCGUGUUUAACUCUGCAGCUAACAGAGUGCUCACUUUCUCAGUUAAGGCUAAAACGAGUCAUAAAGUCAACACUGGCUACUUCUUUGGCAGCUUAACAUGGACUGAUGGUGUUCACAAUGUUACCAUUCCUGUCUCUGUUAAGACAAAGAUCACGAUCAAGCGUUAAACAAGAAAACUCAUUACUGUCUACAAGGAUUUAGAUCGAUGUAAUAAACAGAGCCAUAUGAUGCUUAUGGUCUUUGUGACCUUAUGUAAAUUUUUGCUAAUCCCAAUUCAAAGCCUGAAAAACAAAACUUUAGAACCAAAAUAAAAGAAAUGCACGGUUUCGUAACU
Molecule: messenger RNA, 1045 nt
Organism: Camelina sativa (false flax)
Lineage: Eukaryota; Viridiplantae; Streptophyta; Magnoliopsida; Brassicales; Brassicaceae
Source: RefSeq, a predicted model, not a curated record